GUGGGGAGGGGCAGGUAGCAGAAGGCAGAGGUGGCUGAGAAGGAGGGGAGACAGGAGCUGCGUGGCUCCUCUAUGCAUCUUUUGUUGUAGCAAGCAGGAGGUGAGACGAGGAGGCUCCUCAGCAUGGCCGAGAGCUCGCCAGCGUGCAAGCAAGUGGCGAUGAUGGCAUGGACUGGGCAACUGUAGGAGCAGCUGCCCCCUUCCUCCCAGCCUUGGUACCACCGGCUGACCCCGGAGAGCCACACGAGGCACCACCAUUUGCAAGUAAGUUGCCUUCCUUUCUCUCGCUCUUGACUUAUUUCUCUCUCUCUCUCUUCCUUUGGCUGAGGAGGGGCUGGGAAGUUCUCAGAGCAGGCAAGUGGCAGCCGUUUGGGGAAAGGGAGAAGCCCAGGAGAGGACAAUCCUACCCACACAGCUCCCUGCUUGCCUGAGGACAUCUGGGGAACCCGUAAAAGCAAGCUAAGUUUCGGGUGGGUGGGUGGGUGGGUGUGGGGAGUUCUGCUCCAUUGUGGAAACUAGCAGGGCCCAAAUGAUGCAAAAGUAUCACGAAGUUGUUUCGGAUGCUGGCCCUGUGUAUGUGUGUGUGUGGCAAGGAGGGCAAAUUAACAAGGAGGGUCCAAUGAAGAAAGAUGGGUUUGGAACUAAACCACUGUGUAGUUGGAAAUGCACCCUGGAGGCACCCAUUUCAGCCUCAGAAAUGUUGCGUUUUAAGAAAAGGAGAUUGUAAAGAACAGCAGGGACUUGUUAGCACAAGGUGUGACAAUGCCCAGUAGUAGUCAGGAAUGAGGAGAGUUGUAGCCCAACAACAUUUCGAGAGUGCCAGGUUGCAGAAGGCUGGAUCAGAUGAGUCUCGGAGGAUAGCUAAGGGGAAUCUCCGGGUGCCGUAUAUGCUUUGAAUACAAAGUGCUUAUGACAUUCAGUGGGGAGAAGCAUCACCUUUGUGCCCUGCCUAUGGGGCAGAGUUGGAACCAGACUCCGAGCCCUGGGCAAUGUUGGCAGGAUCCAGCAGGGCUCUGCUUUUCUGCUAGCAUAAGAGAUGAUUUGGGAACUAACUGCUUAAUAAUAAUAAUAAUAAUUCAACUUGUUCAUUGCUUGCUACCUAAGAAGGUCUCCAAGUGACUUCCAUUUCAAAACAAACAUGCAUCUCGCUCCAACAAUCCGACUGAUCCCAUGGAUGAAGUGGAUUGGAAAAAGUGUUGGGAACAUAGAGUGUGUGUGUUUGAAGUGAGCAGAUGGGUGUCAGAGGCAGUGGGAGCCAUUGUGAUCUCACAGGACUACAGGAUGUGAGUUGGAAAGACCUGGAUUCAAACCCCCUUCAGCCAAGGACUCAUCAGGAGGCCUGUAACUGAGCUCCCAUGAUGGCAGCUGGCACCACGUUGGGGUUCCAGGAAGGGCUUUCCUUACAUUCCUUCCUCCCAAGCUCUCCUGAGAACUCACCUUUCCCAGGAUGCCUUUGGUUUAGCCCAACCUGGUGCCCUCUGGUGUUUGGGGCUACAGCUGCCAUCAGCUCCCUUGCUGGCUGGGGCUGGUGGGAAGUGCAGUCUGAAACAUCUGGAGGGCCUCAGGUUGGGGAAGGAAGGCUGCUGAACUGAAGUCUAAACCCAUGUCCACAUUCUUCGCUCAUAUUUAUCCCAGGAGAUUUUUGUUUCGCUCCUUCGUCUUUUCCUUCCCUCUUUUUUUCCUUCCCCACAAGGGACCAAACUUAGAUGAGGUGGCAGCAGUCCUGUUUCAUUAAACCAGUAGUGUAUAAAAGGGGGAGUUCCAAUUUUUAGAGGGGGGAGGGAUCCAAGAUCAAGGGAGCUGAGCCCGCCCCCCAUUCCCUUCCCCAAAGAUUCCCAGCUAACUAUAGGUCUUCCAGGUGAGGCUCAGAGCUCAGCUGAGAAGCAGGGGAGGUAGCACAGGAGCCAGCUGCUAGGGGUGGAGGUCUCUUUGCCCCCCCAUAAAAUAUUUGAGGGGGCCAGGGCCCCCAAAGUUGAUGGGCAUUGUCAUUCAAAUGGUGUGCGUGUGCCACAUCCUGUGGGAUGGGGCUUACCUGGGAACUCUACAUUGUUAAGGGUGCUGGGAAUUGUAGCUCAGUGUACAGUUCCCAGAAUUGUUUGGGGAAAGCCAUAUGCUUUAAAUAUAUGCUGCACAUGCAGCCAUUGUGACUGGAGAAGACCCAGUUAUCAUAUCUAGUAUGUCUUUGCCUAGACUUUGAUUGCAAGCUUUUAGGGGCAGGGAUUUCUCAUUUUGGGGGUGGUCAUGUCAUGCUAUGCAUCAAUACCACUAAACACUCCUUCUUGCUGUUGAUGUUCACAAAGACAAAUGAAAAAGUCAUUUUGUUAAAUUCCAGCAAGACCUAGUCGUGCGGACAAACAAUGUCACCGUUCAGGCCAUCUAAACUUCCCGCUGCUGCAGAAGUCACUCUCUCCCUGGCAAAACUGAGUCCAAUAAACUGACUGCAAGCCAGUGAAGUUUGAAUCAACCUGAGCCAGAGGUCAGUGCUGGCACGACGCCACUGGACCUGGCUCGACUGGGCUGGCAUAUGCUAGGAACUUAAGGGCAAAACUCUGUCCUGUGUGCUCAAUAUAGAGACAGGAGCUGAUGCCUCCCACCUCCGACACCUGGCCAGUGAAGGAGGCGGGGCCUGGGUGCCCGCUGUCUCCCAGCAGAGGGCAAGGUAAGCUCACCAGUGGGCGAUCCCCAAGGACAUUCUACUGUGCAAGUCCUGCUGAAAUGAAUGAAAGACCUGAGCAGGUUGCAUUUGGUGCAAUGAGGCUUGUGCAGGAAAAUAUCCUAAUGGAUUGUGAAUGUGUAUGGAUGCAGAAGGGGGGUCACUUCAGGCCAGGCGAGUGGGACUUGCUUCAGCCCAGGAACUGCAUUCCCUUAUGGAAGGGGGUGUGGUGGAAGAUGCAUGCCUGUGGCUGCAGGAUCCAAAGGCAAAAACAGGCAGAUGCAACUUUCAUCUUUGUGUGUGAUGCUGCAAUCCAGCUGUGCAAAACCAGAGGUUUCUUUCUACAGAGAGAGAGAGAGAGAGAGAGAGAGAGAGAGAGAGAGAGACCAUCUCCAGGACAAAGGAUGGUGCAAAGAAAGGUCAGAGAGAGGUGUGGCUUAGGUAGAGGGCGUGGCCUGAAGAAAGUUCCCAGAGUUCAAUGGAGAGACUGUAGGGUGGGGCACAUUUGGCCCCCAGGUCUGAAGCUCCCAACCCCUGCUUUAGGUUGUUCCAUUUUCCCUCUGGAGACCUGAAUCCGCUCCAGUGGACCUUUUACAUUCUGCAUCCUUGAAAAGUGACCAACCAGAUGUCCCAUUUGGAAACCAGCAAGCAGGAUUCAAGCACAAGAGCUCUCUCUCUCUCUCUCUCUCUCUCUCUCCUCCCAUGGUUUCCAGCAACUGGAAUGCAGAAGCUUUAUGGCCUCCACCUGUGAAGGCAUAGCAUAGCCACGAUGGUUAGUAGCCAUCAAUAGGCUUCUCCUCCAUGACUUGGCCUAAUCCUCAUUUAAAGACAUCUAGGUUAUUGGUCAUCACUGCCUCCCAAGGGAGGGAAUUCCAUAGUUUCACUAUGCCUUGCCUGAAGAAGUCAUUUCCAUUUCUUCAAAUAGGAUGCCCCUAUUUUAAUCGGAGAAAUGUUUGAUGGUAUGAUAAUAGUGAAUGGGAUUGGUAAGUGACAGGUGUUAAAUCUCAGCCUUACCUUUUGCAAUAUUUAGCGAAGGGGCAAAGGGAAGAAUCAUUUGUGGUUAAUUUGAUGGCCACACAGAAGAAAACCUGUCACCAGAAUUCCCGCCCCCCAACCCCCGUGUGUGUGUGUGUGUGUGUGUGUGUGUGAGAGAGAGAGAGAGAGAGAGAGAGAGAGAGAGAAUUAGUGACGUCCUGGGAGUGGUUUGCACAUCACUUGAUUUUUCUGUGCUUAAUAAAUGCAACUCCAGGGAUGAAUGAAAACUGCACUGGGCAUGGUGAUUCUGAGGUGAGACAGGAGUUUUUUCUCUGUUUGUAUUAUAAUCCCUGUUGGCGCAAGCCAUAGUUGCGGCAGUUGUGGAGUGACAGAUGGGGCAACCAGUAUGAUCCAGAUGUUUUGGAUGACAGUUCCCAUUAUGCCUGACCAUUGGCCAUGUUAGAUGAGGUUGGCCCCCCUUGGCCUGCGUUCACUUGCAGUGGAUCUUGAGCUUUCAGGCUGUGUGUGUGUGUGUCUCCAAGCCAUACCUGGAGAUGUCAGGGAUUGAACCUGUGACCUUCUGCAUGCAAAGCAGAUGUUCUGCCCCUAAGAUUCAGGGCCUCCCCAGUCCCAUAAUCCAAUGAUCUGGCUGAUAAUUCCAUUCAUGAGAUUCUGUGCCCUUAACUCCCUUGGAACAAGAAUUGACAGUCUCCUUAUUAUUGCAUCCUCCCCGUUCUUUGAAAAGAUUUCUUCCUGGUCUAUGAUUUUGUUUUAAUUAUACCCCUAAUGUGUAAACAGUGAGAUGGCAUCAAUCAGCAAGUGCGCUGCAAAUAUUGAUGUACGGGGGCGAGCAGAUGCAGAUUUGGGGAGCUUUGCAUUGCCAUUCUGAUACUGAGAACCUUGGAUUUGGAACUAAUUAAACUCUACAGAGGGCAGGUCAAGUAGCUGGCCUCAUUAUUCUGGCUGGAUCUCUGUCUGGUUUAUAUAGAGAAAAGCAUUUGUUAAUUACUGCACUUGGUAGCACCACUAACACUGGCAUUUAUGCUUAGAAAUGGUAAUAUUGGAGUUUCUCACUUUAACUCUUCCACUACCAUCGCUGCCGCCGCUGCCAGUCAGCAGUGCUUCUGUCACACAUUUCCUUGCACACACACUGCAAAAAGCCCUUAACCAGCUUACCUGAGAGAUCACCAUAUUCCGUGCUAUUUUUCUAGAAAAAGAGGUGCUGGAGCUCAUUAUGAACUUCUCCCUUGUUUUCUGAGAAUGGCAAUGGUUCCCAUCUGAGAGGUGGCAGAGCUGAGCUCCUGCUGAAAAAAAGCCCUGACCUUAUCCUGUAUAUGCCCAUUUGAUUACUUGGCUCUCACUGUUACAGGUGCCACCUUUGUAAGAAAUCAAUCUUUUAAUCUUUUACACUUUGGAGCCUUCCCUGUACUCAUUUUUGGCACCUGCUAAAAAAUUUUGUCGUUUAGGCACGCCUAUCCAGACAUGUAGAACGUUGACAUAUGCUUUCAUCUGUCUUUCAUUUGUUGCUGAUUUUAUUUUUAAUGUGUUCACUGAUGAUUUUAUUGUUUUAUUCUCAUUGAGUUUGUUUUGCAAUCAAGUGGUGAAUGCAUUUUAUGAAGUAAAUAAAUGAAAGUCAGGUCUUGGGAGAAGGUUUUGACCUCUCCUACCCGGAACAAGCAAGCCUUAGGGUCCCUCGUUCAUGCCUGCGUAAGUGAACCACCAUGACAUGUUCUGCUUAGGGACAGUGCUUAAAAUUGUCAGGGGCUUCCUCAUCCCAGCUUCAGCCAAAUCGUGCCUUCUAAAAAGAGUAGUUAUGCAAGCAUUAAGGAAACAGGAAAAGACCUGUUAGAUCUAGUCCAGUAUCCUGGUCACACAGAGGCCAACCAGACGCCCAUCAUGGAAAUCCAGCAAGUAGGAUUUGAGUGCACAGUGCCUUCUCUGCUUGGGAUUCCCGACAACUGGCAUGCAGAGACAUACUAACUAUUUCAGUAUAGCAUGGCAACACAAGAACGGGGCCUUCUCUGCAGUCUGUGGAAAGCUCUCCCCAGAGAAGUUCGCCUGGCACCUUCAUUAUGCACCAUUAGGUGCCAGGCAAAAAUGUUCCUUUUUAACCAGGCCUUUGGUUGAUUGGAUUGACAUCCUAUGCCCUUUUUAAAUGUGUGUGUGGGGGGGAGGUUAUUGGGUUGUUGUUUUUAUUUUGGUUAUGGAUUUUGUGGUUUUAUAUUUUGAUUUUAUUCUGUAAACCACCCUGAGACCUGUGGGUAUAAGGCAGUAUAUAUAUUCCAAUAAUAAUAAUAAUAAUAAUAAUAAUAAUAAUAAUAAUAAUAAUAAUAAUAAUAAUAAUAAUAGGAGAACACAGGCAUCAUGGCUAGUAGCCAUUUAUAGCCUUAUCCUCCAAGAAUUUCUCAGAAUUACCCAAGAUAUUGGAGCAGGGGCAAGCUUGUUUUCUCCUGCUCCGGAGGGUAGGACCCGAACCAAUAGCUUCAAGUUACAAGAAAUGAGAUUUCGACUAAACAUCAGGAAUAACUUUCUGACAACAAGUGCUGUUUGAUGGUGGAACAGAUUCCCUGCAUACAAAAAUGUGCUUACUUAAGGGAGAUUUCUUCUGAAGAAUUUUCCUCAGGGUAUUAAAAAAAGGAAAUUCAAAAAUUGUGGCACAAAUGUGGAGAGCUGAAUCAAUGGUGAUUGGAAACUGAGAGAACAAAAACAGACAGGUCUUCCCAUCCCUGAUGCCAAGGGAUCCUAGCCCCUAGGGGCUGAUGGGAAUUGUAGUCCAAAGCAUCUGGAGCAUCCUAAGCACCAAGUUAGGGAACGAGGCAGUAGGACCAUCUUGUGAGCUUGUGUGGUAUAGUGGUUAAGAGUGGAAGACUCGCAAUCUGGUGAACCGGGUUCACGUCUCCGCUCCUCCACAUGCAGCUGCUGGGUGACCUUGGGCCAGUCACACUUCUCUGAAGUCUCUCAGCCCCACUCACCUCACAGAGUGUUUGUUGUAGAGGAGGAAGGGAAAGGAGAAUAUUAGCCGCUUUGAGACUCCUUCGGGUAGUGAUAAAUCGGGAUAUCAAAUCCAAACUCUUCUUCUUGUUGUUCAAGGCAGCUUUUUGACAGCCGGGACUUGAGUAGGGGCAAGCAGAGUGGUUUUAACCAGUAUUUUUAAUGUCACACCCCCCCACACACAAACAAACACCACUACUACACACAUUCAGGGAUUUAAACCUGCUAUUUCUGCUCCACUUUGCGUUCUAAACUGUUCUGGCCAGUUCUCCACCCCAGAGGUGAAGCAGGAUAAAAAAAUUAAAAAACCGAACUACAUCAAAAUCAAAUCAGAGAAAGAAAUGGACAUCUCUGCCUAGGUUUGUGUGACUUCUUGGCAUCUGAAUUGGCCCACUGCCUGUCCAGCUCUCACGGAAAAUCGAUGUAUUGUUUUAAUCCAAUGACUCUGUUUAAAAGAUGGGAAACUGUAUUUCAGCCAGUAUGUACAAACCUAAGAACAGCCCUGCUGGAUCUAGCCCAUCUAAGGGGGGGAUCUAAUCCUGUUCUCACAGUGUCCAACCAGAUGCCCCAGUGGGCAGCCCAAAAGUGGGGCACAGGGACCCUCUCCCCUCCUGGGGUUUCCAGAAACGGGCAUUCAGAGGUAUUGCUGCCUCUGACGGCAGAGCCAGAUCAGGGCUGUACAGAGUGGAAAGCUUUCUGAGAGCCCCGAUGCUUUUCCCCAAAGCUAAUGGAGAAAGCACGGAAUGCUCCCUUCUUCCGCUGCCCCAAUUUCCCUCCAUCAUCGCAGUGUUUCCAAGAGGAAGACGAGGAGCCCAGCUGCCAAGCAGCUGGAGUCCCAUUGUCAGAGACAGAGAGGCUACCUGGCUGCUUUGCUAAGUAAGUCUCCUCCAUCAGUUCCCUUUGUACUUCUGGAGGUGGGCAUCUCAUCAGCAGCCCUUAAAGGAUUCCAUUGUGAGCCGGCAUUAAUUCCCCUCUCUGCUAUUUGGAAGUGUUCAUGCCAAGGUAACAAAAACCACAGAAGAUGAAAUGCAAUUUUCAUUACUUCUGCACUGAGCCCAGAUUACAUUUUGAAUGGGAAUUGCUCCCAGAAGGUGGGGAAGACAUGUAGGGAUCCAUUUUGUUGUGCUGCAGAGGGCACUCCAUUGCUUGUCUUGCUCUGUGCUUCCUGAGAAAUAAUAAUAAUAAUAAUAAUAAUAAUAAUAAUAAUAAUAAUAAUAUUGUGGUGUAGGCUAGCCAGGUGCAACAGCAAAGUUGUUUUCACAUGACACAUUAAGUUGUCAGGAGUUCCUAAAUGGAAAGAUCAAUAAUGAUAAAUGAGAUUCCCUGAAAGUCGGCUUUUGUGCUACUAAUGUUUCCCCGUAAUAAGCAGCCACAGGGGAGGGGAAGCUGCGUUUGAGCACAGAGACAGGCAGAACAAAGGUUGGCAGAAAGGAAGGAUCCCCGAGGCCCAAGGGGAGCAGCCGAACAGGGGCUUCGGGGAAUCCUUUUCCUCACGCAAAGACAGAAUGCUGGUCAAAUCCCUGCUCCAAAGAAUCUUCAGCAAGGAGGGCACAGCAGGAGGGGGGUGCAUUUGAUGAAUUGUUUGCAGCUCUUAAAGGUGACCUUUAAAAAAAACACACCAAGAAAGCAGCAGUCUGGGAUAAGGGGGUGGAAAUGGCAAAGGAGCAGAUUUUGGCUGAACGUUUGGAGACACUUCCUAAUUGGAAGGGCUGUUCAACAGAGGAACAGGAAGGGCCUCAAGAACAGGGGGGCUCUCCUUUGAGGGAAUUGAGGGGCCUUUUGCCAGAGAUGCUGAAGUUGCGCUCCUAGACAGAGCAGCAGGUUGAACUAGAUGAUCCAGAAUGUCAGGGAUUCUUUUGCCAUGAUUCCUAUGUUGCAGAGGAUUGGACUCGGCGAUCCUUGGGGGUUUCUUCUAACUCUACACUCAUAUGAUUCUAUGAUCUCCCAGGUCAACAUCCAACUCUUGAUUUUACACACACACACAGAGAGAGAGAGAGAGAGAGAGAUCCCAUCCAGCACAAUGCCCUUAAUGGCCACAGGCCACUCAGCAAUACAGUGGUACUUCAGGUUACAGACGUUCAGGUUACAGACGCUUUAGGUUACAGAUUCCGCUAACCCAGAAAUAGUACCUCAGGUUAAGAACUUUGCUUCAGGAUGAGAGCAGAAAUCGUGCUCUGGCGGCACGACAGCAGCGGGAGGCCCCAUUAGCUAAAGUGGUGCUUCAGGUUAAGAACAUUUUCAGGUUAAGAACAGAUCUCCAGAACGAAUUUAUUUAGAGUUGCCAACUAUCCAGAACUGAACGUUUUUCUCCUAACCAGUUUCCAGACCAGGAAGAUGGAAGGUCAAAAUAAAAUUGUAUGAUCAGCUGGCUUUGCUGUUUCUGAACUUUCAUUAUGGUUUGUAUUUAGAAGAAGAAGAAGACGGCCUUCAAAGUGUGGUUUUCUGCACAUGCACUACGGCACGUUGUCCUUGCAAAUGUUUUAACUUUCCUUUGACUACAAAGUACUCUGCAGCACAGUCAAGAAAUCUUUGUGCUUAAGAAAGAUGUGUGUCUUAAGAAAAGAAAGGAAUUCUCAGAAUGAAUUCUGCACGUGCUCUGUGACACCCAGUCCUUGCAGUUUCACCGCUUCCCAUCUGAAGGCAGAAAGCACUUUAUUUUGCACUAGUUUAUACUCCUAUCAUUUUUAUGUGCAGUCGCCAAGGCCAUGCUAAAAACUAGGCUGUGGGACAUAGAUUGCAAGGAACUAAUCUCAGCUGUGGAAAAAACAUGUUCCCCUCUUUAUUUUCGGCUCUCUUGGGCGCAGGAAUUUAACCUUAAUUAUUUACAAUUUUUGUUUAACCCUCAAGAAAGAAGGGCUUUUUCGCUGGCUAGGUUCAAUUCUAAUUCUUCUAACCUCCUUUGGGGUAGGUUUGUGGGUACGGCAGAAGGAGAUAGGAUCUGCCCAUGUGAUGCCCACCUGGUGGAAACUCUAGUUCACAUGGUCCUUAAAUGUAAAAUGUAUGAUGAUCUCUGCCAACAAUUUUUAGAGCAUCUAUGUAUCCCAAUAUGAAAACCAGAGACAGAGGUCAUACACUUCUUAUUACAGGGGAAAGAUCAGGAGCUCACCAAGACAGUAACUAAGUUCCUCUAUUUGAUUUUUUGCCACCAAAGUAUGCUACAGGAUCCUGCCCUUGCUGGAGACCCAUAGAGGUGAAAUAGAGUGCUUGCCUCCUCUUCUUCCCUUUGGCAAAUGACUGUAUUGUUGAAAUGGCGAUGAGAUUGCACUGGCCUAUUUAUUCUGAAUGUUUGUAAGUGAUGCCAAUAAAGGUUUGAUGAUGAUGAUGAUGAUGAUUUUUGUGUGUGAAAGGAUAAAUAUUAUAAACUCACCUAGACAUUCCCUUGGAGGACAGAGAAGCCAACUUGCUUAGCACAGGGACAGGGAAACUUUUGCAGCCAGAGGGCCGCAUUUGCUCAUGGACAGCCUUCCAGGGGCCACAUGCAGGGGGUUAGACAAGAUGACCCCUGAGAUCUCUUCCAACUCUACAGUUCUAUUAUUCCUCCAUCCUGGCAAGCAAGGGACAUCAUCCCAGUUCACAGUUGUAUUCUGGCCCUGCAAAAGCAGUCAAGGAGGAUGUGGAGGAAGGGAAGGGGUGUGGACUAGCAAGGGGUGUGGCCUGUGGAUAGUCCUGGGGACCUGAUAGAAAGCUCUGAAGGACCACGUUUGGCUCCUGGGCCCGAGGUUCCUCACCCCCUGCUUUAAGAGAAACUGCCCCAAGUCAUGCACAUUCUUUGCUUUGCUCUUAUCUUUGCAGCCGGAAUGUGGAGGCUGACAGAGAAAUGGUGAUGAUGCCAAGCCUGCCUCAAAGGUUCGUGCGUGAGAUGGAAUUUGAAUGCAGGGCUCCCAGGAUCAAAGCCAACCUCUUAUGUCUGGUGCCACACUGCCUCUCAUGCUGAGGUAAGGACUGUGUGACAGAUGUACUUGAGUGAACUUCACUGGGCUUCCUCAGAGGCUUUGACUUCUUCUGUGAAAGCCAAGGUGGGAAUGACAAGUGGGGAGAGUGCUCUUGCCCUCGAAUCCUUCUUGGGGGCUUCCCCAAAGCAUCCGGUUGGCCACUGGGACGAAAGGAUGUUGGACUAGAUCGGCCCUCUUUGGCCAGAUCCAGCAGGGAUCUCCUUGUAUUGAUUGGUAAAAGGUAAAGGUAAAGGGACCCCUGACCAUUAGGUCCAGUCGUGACCGACUCUGGGGUUGCGGUGCUCAUCUUGCUUUAUUGGCCGAGGGAGCCGGCGUACAGCUUCCGGGUCAUGUGGCCAGCAUGACUAAGCCUCUUGGUACUUAUAAGUUAAUUUGUUAGUAAAAGCUCAGACCUCACCAUGUCUGCGCAGAGGUAAAUCUUAUGGAAUUCAGUGUGGGCAAUUCAGUGUCAGAGUUUGGGUCCAACAUUAGUUAGUUAGUUAACAUUAGUGAGUUGGGUAAUUUAUCAACUUCAAUAUUUACUUACUUAUUUAUUUGGCAAAAUGGACAUACUUCUUGGAAAUAAGGAAACCACUAAGCAGUUUGCAAGAACAUAAGUGUGACUUUUGACCAUCAAGGAAGUCUCAAAGUGACUUGCAAAGAUUACAGAGAAUUUGCUUCAGCUGCUCCUUGAUUUAGACUUUCGCUUUCCCCAGGGCUCAUCUCCCUAAUCACAUUGCUUCAUCUUACUCUAUCCAUAAAGCCACAAAAAGAUCAAAGAUAGAGAAUUAACAGCAUUGGUUAGGGUUUAAUAGGAUUUGCAAUGUAUGGGCAUCAGGAAGCCUACUGCUGUCUUCUCUCUUUCAUGUACAGAGGAGGUGGUGAGCACGUUCUCUACAGGGAAUCCUUCCUUUGUCUGAAGCUCAAUGAUAAGUUUUCUGGCAGGUUCUUCUUUUUCUGUUUUCCACCACAAAGGGCUUCCAUUAACAGACAAAGUAUCUGCAAAAGACCCCUGGUUUGUUGGAGAUGGUCCCUGAGAAGAUCUGACAAAUAAUUUGCACCUCUGUGUUGUUAUCUAACAAACACAAUUCAUUUGUGUCCAGGCAAAAGUAAUGAUAGCUGUAUAGUAAUGAGCAGAGUGUCUAUGCUUUAAUGAACAAAAUUUUUUAAAUGGCACAGCUCUGCACAUAUUUGAUUCUGGCUCCACCCAGAUGUCAUUUAAGUGGUUUAUAAAAUCAAUACAUUAUUAAAAUACACAGUAGCAGUCCAUUAGGUCAUGAAAGCACCCUUAAUUAAAAUAUACACUAAAACAAACAAUUAAAACAAGAAAACCAGUUCUGGGAAAUGUUUAAACAGGUGUGUGUAUUCAGUAGCUGGUGGUAUGCCAAUGCUCAUAGAAUCAUAGAAUCAUAGAGUUGGAAGAGACCACAAGGGCCAUCGAGUCCAACCCCCUGCCAAGCAGGAAACACCAUCAGAGCACUCCUGACAUAUGGUUGUCAAGCCUCUGCUUAAAGACCUCCAAAGAAGGAGACUCCACCACACUCCUUAGCAGCAAAUUCCACUGUCGAACAGCUCUUACUGUCAGGAAGUUCUUCCUAAUGUUUAGGUGGAAUCUUCUUUCUUGUAGUUUGGAUCCAUUGCUCCGUGUCCGCUUCUCUGGAGCAGCAGAAAACAACCUUUCUCCCUCCUCUAUGUGACAUCCUUUUAUAUAGUUGAACAUGGCUAUCAUAUCACCCCUUAACCUCCUCUUCUCCAGGCUAAACAUGCCCAGCUCCCUUAGCCGUUCCUCAUAAGGCAUCAUUUCCAGGCCUUUGACCAUUUUGGUUGCCCUCCUCUGGACACGUUCCAGUUUGUCAGUGUCCUUCUUGAACUGUGGUGCCCAGAACUGGACACAGUACUCCAGGUGAGGUCUGACCAGAGCAGAAUACAGUGGCACUAUUACUUCCCUUGAUCUAGAUGCUAUACUCCUAUUGAUGCAGCCCAGAAUUGCAUUGGCUUUUUAGCUGCCGCGUCACACUGUUGGCUCAUGUCAAGUUUGUGGUCAACCAAGACUCCUAGAUCCUUUUCACAUGUACUGCUCUCAAGCCAGGUGUCACCCAUCUUGUAUUUGUGCCUCUCAUUUUUUUUGCCCAAGUGCAAUACUUUACAUUUGAUGUAAAUGCUGAUGGGGCAUCUCAUAUUUCAUCAGGCAACCCUGGUGCCACCAGUCAUUACAGCAUAAUGCAGACACAGAUCCUUAAGGCUAAUCUUAAAAUGUCUUCACCUACCAACAGACUAAGCACCAGGUGAGCUUACCUGGGAAGAACAUUCCAUAGCUUAGGCGCAGCAACAGGAAAGACCCUUCUAUGCAGUUAACAUUUUAUAUGACAGCUGAAUCAUGUGUUUUUUCAAAAAGUUGCAAAAAGGACUAUCUAGUGUGCUUCAGCUAGAGCAACCUCACAUGUGUUCAGGAGAGUUGUUUUGAUCUCAUCUUCUGUUUCUUGUUCUUUUCUGUAGCCCAACCAUGGCUGGAGAUUCUAGAAUCUUCAUGAACCAGGACAUGGAAAUUGGCGUUACUCCGAGAGAGCAUAAGAAGAUUCCCAAGCAAGUCCGGGAUGAUGUUCCCAUCGCCACUGACCGAACGCGUCUCCUGGCAGCAGAGAUCAAGAAGCCACGCCAGCGCUACAUGGAGAAAAGCGGCAAGUGCAAUGUGCACCAUGGGAAUGUCCAGGAGACCUACCGAUAUCUCAGUGACCUUUUCACCACCUUGGUGGACCUCAAAUGGCGCUUCAACCUCCUUGUCUUCACCAUGGUCUACACCAUCACCUGGCUGUUUUUUGGUUUCAUUUGGUGGCUCAUUGCUUACAUCCGAGGAGACCUGGAUCACGCAGAAGACGAAGACUGGAUCCCUUGUGUCGACAAUCUCAGCGGGUUUGUUUCAGCAUUUCUGUUCUCUAUUGAGACGGAGACCACCAUUGGGUACGGCCAUCGAGUGAUCACUGAGAAAUGUCCAGAAGGCAUCAUCCUGCUUUUGGUCCAGGCCAUCCUGGGCUCCAUAGUCAAUGCAUUCAUGGUAGGGUGCAUGUUUGUAAAGAUCAGCCAGCCCAAAAAGAGAGCGGAGACCCUCAUGUUUUCCAACAAUGCUGUGAUAUCCAUCAGGGACGAGAAGCUGUGUCUCAUGUUCCGGGUUGGGGACCUGAGGAAUUCCCACAUAGUGGAGGCUUCCAUCAGAGCAAAACUGAUCAAAUCCAAACAGACCAAAGAAGGGGAGUUCAUCCCUCUAAACCAAACGGACAUCAACGUGGGGUUUGACACAGGGGACGACAGGCUCUUUCUGGUCUCCCCUCUCAUCAUCUCCCACGAAAUCAACGAGAAGAGCCCCUUCUGGGAGAUGUCCCGUGCCCAGCUGGAGAAAGAGGAGUUUGAAAUCGUGGUCAUUUUGGAGGGGAUGGUGGAAGCAACUGGUAAGCUAUAUGCCUGAUAUUUGUUCUGUCAUUGCUAACCCUUGCCAAUGUCAAACAUGUUUCUAAAUGAUGUGUUAUUCAGGUGUGUUGGACAGAAACUCAAGACCUGUAAGGCACAGAGAGGUUAGGCAAAUCCUUCUGCUGAUCAUUGCUCAUCUAAAUAGCAGACUAGGAGAGGAAUGGUCCAGGAUGGGUGUCACAGGAUGGGUAUCUCACAUUCAGCCAUGCUCCCCAUUCCAUAUUGUCGUACAAUACCUGAAAGUUAUGGGGGAAUAAAACAGCUCUGCAUGCACAAAAGUAAUGACUAAAUUAACUAAAUUGGUCUGGUGAGUAGUGGUUUGGAACAGAGAAAUAAUUUUAGGAUUUGACCUCAUGAUAGUAUAUUGGGUGGAGGAGGACUCAGAUGGUAAUAUGUAUUCCUUCACUUCAAAAUGUGGCAAGCCAGUACUGCUGUUGAGGGGGUGGGUUUCCUCCUGCCCAUUCUGUUGAAUGGGAACCUGCAUCCAAUGGGCCCCCAAAUCCUGGCCUGAAGUCACAACCUCAUAUUUCACUGAAGAGACCAAGGCAUCCCAGCCAGUAUAUUUUAACUGAACUCAGGAGUGUGAAUAACUGCACACAAAAGCCACAGUGUUCAUGCGUGUCAUAUGCAUUUUAACUUGCUUCACUUUAAAAUACACAUGAGCAAUGACUGGAACAGAGUUAGUCAUCAAACCAAAACAAAUGUUAAAAUUCUCAAAUAAUUGCUCAUUUUCGAGUUUGCAUGUGCAGAUCCCAGAUCUCACAAAUGAAGCAAGUGGCUGGAUUCUGUAUUUCUGUGGCUUGCAAUCAAAGUUAGUCCUACUCAGAGUAGACCCAGUGAACAUAAUGGGUGUGACGAACUUAAUUUAAUGUUAAUGAGUCUCACAGGCACUGACUCCCUGGGGCCGAGGCAGUUUCAGCCCCCCCCCAAAUGUAUUUUUUGCGGAGGUUGGGCCCCCUCAACUUUGUGUGGGUGUUUGGCUUCACUCCCUGGCUCCUUGCAUCCUGAUGUCAUGUCACACACACACACACACACACACACACACACACAGUCCUCUGGAGAAGCUGACACCUCUGAUGCAUCUACUCUGAGUAGAACCUAGUUGGAUACAACCUUAUGAAACUUGGGCUUAUAUUGAAUGUUAGUCCUCCUCAAAGAAGACCCACUGAAAUUAAGGAACAUGACCUUAUUGUGUAUGCUCUCAGCAGAAUUAAGUUGGGUACAACUUUUCAUGAUUCUUGUGUGUUCUCAUCUCUUAGGGUUCAGCCACAUUUCUACGAUUGCCAUUUUUUCUGAUUCAAUGGUAAACAGUGGAUUUUCCUAGGGAAAGCAGUGGGACCCCCCCAAAUUGCUCAGACAUGGACAGAGAAAUUUUGGACCUGUGCCUGGAAGUGUGGAUAAGGAUAAGCCGAAGGAUAAGCCCAAAGAUUUGCCAUACAAAAGAGAAAACAUGUCAUGUGUUGUGUCUUUGUUAGCUCUAUCUGCAUUAAGGAUUUAAUGGCUCUCUCUGUUGUUUAAAAAAACCCCCAAAGCACAUGAUAGUUCCUUCAGGCACGAUCCAUCUUUCUGGACUAAAGCUAAGAAUGGUCUGCAGAAACCUGAUUUAUCUCCUUCAGGGAUUGGGAACCUGUGGCCCUCCGGAAGUUGUUGGUUUCCAGCUCCCAUCAGCCCCUGCCAAUGGUCAUGGACAAUGGGAGUUGUAGUCCAACAACAUCUGGAGGGCUCCACAGGUCUCCCUUCCCUGAUACAGUGGUACCUCGGGUUACAUACGCUUCAGGUUACAGACUCUGCUAACCCAGAAAUAGUACCUCAGGUUAAAGAACUUUGCUUCAGGAUGAGAAUAGAAAUCAUGCGGCGGCAGCAGGAGGCCCCAUUAGCUAAAGUGGUGCUUCAGGUUAAAAACAGUUUCAGGUUAAGAAUGGACCUCUGGAACGAAUUAAGUACGUAACCAGAGGUACCACUGUACUCCAUGGACUUUGCCUAUAGGAAACAGCAUUAUAAUGAGCCAAGUGGUUGUUCCUUAAAGGCCAGUGUUUUCUACUCUGAGUGGAUCUCUGGCAAAGGUCUCUCUCAUCUCCUGCUACCUACCUCAGUCCCACUGACGGGGGAAGGCGGGUGGGGGGGUGCCGUCCGUAUCAGGUGUCAGCAGUUAGGGCGGGUGACAUCGCUGUGCCACCCCCACUUGCUGUGUGGACGGUGCCCCCGAAUGCUCACUGCGCGGGUGGCGGGCCACUAGGGAUGAUGCUGCUGCUGGUGGCUAGUGGCGCCCCCACUUGCCGCACAGGCGGCGGGCAGCUAGGGACGCUUGUCAUGUGGACAGCUAGCCCCGCCCCCACAGGCCAGCUAGCCUUGCCCCCUUGCCGCUCCGGGUGACGGGGCAGGUAGCUCCGCCCCUGCUCAGUCCCACCCAACAUGGGGCUGUCCUGUUGUCAUUGGACUCCAUCAUGACUGGAUUAUGAGCUGAGAUUGUGAGGGUAGUUCAAAACAUCUGGAGGGAACCUGGUUUUGGAAAUGCUAAUUUAAUUGACUGCUAGGGAAUGAGUUUGAGGCUUCCUGCAUGCAAAGCAGAUGCUAUACCACAAAGCUGUGAGCGUUCUCCACUUAGACUCUUCCCUGAACCUUCUGUCAUUUAGAUUUUCAAUAUUUAUAGAAAGAGGGAACUUUUAAUCUGCCAGUGUGGGGUGGCUUUGAAUUCAUAGCAGCGCUGAGAGCAGUGUGACCUGUGCUGUGUUUUAAUAAGGCUGUGUUGGUUCUGGUCUUCUGAGGUAUUUAACCAUCUUCUGCAGAGAAGCUCACAGGCAUCCUUUGAUUAAAAAAAAAUCUGCAGCAAGGGCCUGGUCCAGCCAGCCGGGAAAACAAAACUUUCAGUGUUAAUUAAGCCCCAGUGGGGGAAUUCAGGGUUGGCUCAGGGAAGCUCAGCCAGCUGGGAAGUGAUUGGGCACACCUGAGACAAGACGGAUGCUGGACUUGGUACAGGAGAAAAUAUGGGCCAGCUGUAGGUGUGUGUGUGUGUGUGUGUGUGUGUGUGUGUGUGUACACACACAAACACAGUUCAGGCCAGAAAGUUGAAAUGAGGCAGUGAUGGCAACCAACUUGGACGGCUUUAAAAAAGCAUUAGACAAAUUCAUGGAGAGGGAGGGGGCUAUUGAUGGUCACUAGCCAUAAUGGUUAUGUUCUGCCUCCGCAGUUGGAGGCCUCAAUGCUUUUGAAUAUCAGUUGCUAGACACCGCAGGAAAGGAGAGGGCUCUUGCGCUUGAAUCCUGCUUGCAGGUUUCCCACAGAUUCUUCUAAUGCUCUUACGUCUGCAAGCAUGACAUUUCUGGACCUAAUGGCCAAAAUUUUAAGGCAUGAAGUUUUUCUCCAGAAAGCCAUGCUAUAUGGCCUCGGUCCAGUAUACCUGAAGGAGCGUCUCCACCCCCAUCGUUCUGCCAGGAUACUGAGGUCCAGCGCCAAGGGCCUUCUGGCGGUUCCCUCACUGCGAGAAGCCAAGUUACAGGGAAUCAGGCAGAGGGCUGUCUCGGUAGUGGCACCCGCCCUGUAGAACGCCCUCCCACCAGAUGUCAAAGAGAAGAACAGCUACCAGCCCUGUUUAGGGAAGCUUUUAUUGUUUAACAGACCAUUGUAUUUUAACAUUCUGUUGGAAGCCACCCAGAGUGGCUGGGGAAACCCAGCCAGAUGGGCGGGGUAAUAAUAAAUUAUUAUUAUUAUUAUUAUUAUUAUUAUACACGGGCUAUUGGGAGUUAGGAACUCCAUUUCUUCUUGAUUCACAUGGAGCUGUCAGCAAUUCAGACAAAUGUCUGCACAGACUUAAUUUAAAGAACAUAGGAAGCUAUGUUAGUGUUGUCUACACUGACUGGCAGCAGCUCUCCCAGGUUUUAGAGUCUCCCUCUAGAGAUGCUGGAGGUUGAAACUGUGAUCUUAAGUCUGCAAGCAGGUGCUCCACCUGGUUGACUCUAGCAACAGAUUUAUCCCAAUUCCCACUGAGAUCCUUUAACCAGAGUUGCUGUGGAUUUAACCUGGGCUUGUAGGCAAGAGAAACCUAGACCCUGCCACAUCUAUUGAAUUAGUUAUUCUGAAAUAAUUAAUUGUUGUCAGGGGUCCAUAGUAACAAAGGAAGAUGCACUAAACAGAGCCAGCCAGGUCACAGCAUCACAGGUGUAGGGGUGUGUGGGUGUGCAGGAUUACACCACUGCCCCAAGCUGCGCUGGCAAGUGGGCAGUGCUUUGUCACACACCGAGAACCCACCAUGGGCUCACUUUUCCGUGCUUGCCACUGGGGCUCCUGAAAAGCAAUGAUUUGGCCCCAAAUCCACACAACGGAGCCAGUAAUUUGAGCAGGAAACGAGUUUCAGUGAAUGUAUCCGACUUACCUUGAUGUGUCUGGCCAGCACCUGCUCUUCAUACCCUGUGAAACUGGGGUUGCUCAAAAUGUACUUACUUAAGAGGUUCUGGGAAUAUUCCAGAGUAAUGCAAUCAAAACUGGCUUUGCCUAGGUUGGAAGGCAUCAGCAAACAACAACCAGAAAGGUCACUCGACAGCGCAGGGAAAGGCCGCCCUGUGUUUUCACAGCAGCUGCCUCUGUCUGCUCCCCUGUCAGUCAUAGUUGCUGUGGCUGAGCACAGGAAGGUGGGAGCAGGCUGGAUUUCACCUUGCAUCUCUGGUUUUACAAGGGCGAAGGAGCUGCUUUUACAAAACUAAGAUAUGGGAUUCUGGACAAGGCUAUGGGUCAAAUGGGCACUGAUCAUACCCACAGACCAUGCAUUUAAUGCACCAGGCCUCCCCACCAAUAACCUUGGAAACUGCAGUUUAGCCCCCUCAUAUAUAUACAGUUCACAGUACCCUAAAAACUAUAGUUCCCAGGAUUCUUUGGGGGAAGGAUCCAGGAGCUUUAAAACAUAUGGUGUGGAUCAGCCGACUUUCCCUUCGGCUAUCGGAAUUAGGCACUUUAUUUAUCUGUUUUCAGAAUGAAUUCUGGUACAUUUCCCCACCCCCAUUGGAUGCAGAAAUCUGAUGCCAGGCUUCAUGUUUCUAAAGCCAUCACACACCUCAGUGCCUUACUAGCCUGGAACCCAAGAGCAUAGCAAGAGCACUUCCAUGUCAGACCAAGGUUCCACCUGGUUCAUGGAUGGCCAAAAUGAAGACCUCCAUAUGUUGGGUUGUGGACUACAACUUCCACAAGACCUGGCCAUUGGGCAUGCUAGCUGGGACCGAUGGGAGUUGUAGUCCAAAACAUCCAGAGAGCAGCACAUUGUCUAUCCUGGGUCUAGUUCAAUAAUACACUUCCUAUUGGGACAAGGAAUGAAGCAUUGCUCCAUGAUUGCCCCACUGGCCACUGUUAAUCAGUGGUAUUCUACCCCUACGUACAUGGAGGCUCCAUCAUGACUAACAGCUGCUGAUAGACCUCUUUUUCUCUAGGAUCUCCCUGUAAAGCCCUGAAUCCAAUGUCUUUCUGGAUGGAAACGUUCUGAUGAACACAGAUUUCUCCUAUUUAUUUGAAUAACUCAAUACAACACAAUGGUUGUUCUUAAGGAAUUCUCUCCCCUGCUGAAACUUCCAUUAACUCUCUCUUGGAGGCUCCACGAAAAAGCCACUUCUGUGACCUUCGUACUGCUGAGUGCAAGAAGAUACACAAAGAAAGUGCAUUUGCAAAAACUCUCCUCUCUUUUUCAAUUCACUUUAAAAAAAAAGAUUAAAAGCAAAACUUGAGCCGUUGUGCUCAAGAUUACUGCCUGAAACUUUCCGGCACUUGUAAGAUUUCAAAAGAAGCCAGUUUGAUCCGAUUCCCUGCCUUGUCUAUUAGGCAGCCGUGUUAUUUAUAGAAAAGGAGUGGCUGUUGUGCCUCCACAAGCAGUUCCAAAUUUUGUCAAGGUGAGCAGAAGGAAAACGGGUCACUGUGAGAACGAAGGACAUCAGAAGGUCUUGGAUGCGGGAUUGGGCCAAAGGGAGCCCAUCUAGUCCAGCAUCCUGUUCUGACAGCAGCCAGCCUGUUGACUCGAUGGGAAGCCCACAAGCAGGCCCUGCACACAGCAGCCCCUUCCACAAUUAUGAGUCCCAGCAGCAGCUGGUCUCUAGGGGCAUUUUCUGCCUCUGGGAGUAAAAAUUGAACUGCCAAAGCUUCUCCCGAUGUUAUUGGGGACUGCAUUUUGGAGGGAAUUUGUCUCAAUUUGCUUAUAUGAGGCAGUAGUCAGCUGACGCAUCCUGUCAGCGCUAGCAUAUCUGCUUGCAAAGCACAACUUUCCCCUCUCUCCUCCCUGCACACACACCCAGAUCUGCUCCAGAGUCUUGGGGGAAUCCCUGGACCAGAUUUAGGGGGUGCAUGGGGGAAGUGAAAGAGAGGGGGAAGAAUGUUCCACAGUUCAAGCAAGAAACCUUGCACUGUCUAAUCUUUUUAAAACCAUAUAGGAUGGUAGUCCUGUGGCAGUGAGUUCCAUAGUGUAACUAUGCACUGCACUGUGUCUUCUCUUGAGAUGGAUCCUUCGUCUGACCCAUCAAGGUUCUUGCUGUGUUCUCAUGACUGGAAGCAGUCAGUCAGCCACUGUGAGAGGACAGAGGAGCAUAGUGAAGUGCCUCCUCCUGAGUCAGAUCAUUGGGACACCUGGCUCAGUAUUGUCUACAUUGACUCUCCAGAGUUUCAUGAACGGUUCUCUCCCAACACUUACUUGGAGAGGGCACUGGAGAUUGAACCAGAGAACAUCUGCAAGCCAAGCAGGGGCUCUACCACUGAGCUAAGACCCAUCUCCUCUAUUAAUACUAUGGAAACAAGAUGCUGGGUGAUAGAUGUUUUGGUCUGAGCCAGCAGAGCUCUUCUUAUGUCCAGCCUUUCAUAAAGAAGUUUGCAACUCAAGACUCCUUUGGUGGCUUUUUGAAAGGGGACCAAGGAGCGUGAUCUCCAAGAGGUCCAAGAUCUCACUGUGCACUGUGUACAAAUCAAUUUCCUCCUUUCACUGGCAUUUGGUGACAUUAAUUAUAGCUUCCACCCUUGACGUUGGCUGUCUUCAGCUGAGGCUUUCUGUGCAUGCUUGGCAGGUUAAGCUGUUCUUAACCUCACCAAGAGCUUCUCCUCUCCAUUUCUGACAAUAUUUCCCAUCUUAGUUUUGUUUUAUCAUGACCAUUAUUAUCACUGGAUAUUUUUAACAGUGUGGUCAUCAUUCUGACCCAAAAGCAAAGGACAGUGUACCAGCCGCCGAUAAUAUUGCAGCACAACCAAGUGUGUGGGGGGGGACGACACACACACACAAACUCUAAAAGCUGGUUGUUUUGCAGGAGUGCAACCCUAAUUUAUCAAUAAUUCCUGCUUAGGGUGCCCAAUACUUGGUUGGGUGAUUAUCUCCCACGUACAAGCCAUACCAUGCCAUUCCUACUCACCAUCUUAGGCUACAUGGAGAAAGUGGAUUUGUUGUUGUUGUUGUUUAGUCGCGUCCGACUCUUCGUGACCCCAUGGACCAGAACACGCCAGGCACUCCUAUCUUCCGCUGCCUCCUGCAGUUUGGUCAAACUCAUGCUGGUAGCUUCGAGAACACUGUCCAACCAUCUUGUCCUCUGUCGUCCCCUUCUCCUUGUGCCCUCCAUCUUUCCCAUCAGGAUCUUUUCCAGGGAGUCUUCUCUUCUCAUGAGGUGGCCAAAGUAUUGGAGCCUCAGCUUCACGAACUGUCCUUCCAGUGAGCACUCAGGGCUGAUUUCCUUCAGAAUGGAGAGGUUUGAUCUUCUUGCAGUCCAUGGGACUCUCAAGAGUCUCCUCCAGCACCAAGAAAGCAGAUUAAGAAAAGUUUUUCUCCCUCUCUCGUAACAUUGGAACUCAUUCAGUGAAGUUGAAUGUUGGAACUCACUCCUGCAGGAAGCAGCGAUGGCCACCAACCUAGAUGGUUUGGACAAAUUCAUGGAAAAGAGGGCUGUCAAUGGCUAUUGGUCAUGAUCAUAGAAAUUGUAGAGCUGGAACGGGUCGUGCUAGUCCAUGCUAGUCCAAUGCUUUGCCCAUCGUGAGGCUCAAACCCACGACCUUGAGAUUAGAGUCUUAUGCUCCUAAUGACUGUGCUACCCUCAGGUUAUGCUCUGCCCCCACAAUCAGAGGCAGUGAUGCUUCUGAAUACCAGUUGCCAGCAACAGCAGAAGGGGAGAAUGGCCACUGUGAAGUGGACUUCCCAUUGAGGCAUCUGAUUGGCUGUUGUGAGAACCAAAGGCUAGAUUAGAUGAGCUGUUGCCCAUUGGGCUGAACCAGCAGGCUCUUCUUAUGUUCUUAAGUGAAUGGGUGGUGAUGGAGAGCAGGAAGAGGGCAUGGACCAAGACAAGAGGAGCAGUGAGGGCCCCUGCAGGGAUGAAGCCCUCAGCAGGGGCCAAGAAUGUUCCCCCCUCCUCACUGAUGGCCCUGACCAUCAGCCGCACUUUGUAGCUUAAGAGUAAGCAGCAACACCACCCCCUCACUGGCUCCUCAUCAUUUUAAUUGCGGCUAGCAGGUCCCAGACGCUGCUUCGGGUGGGUGCUCAGAUAGCCAAUUAAGACCGCGGUUGUUACGAUGAUUUUUGCCAUUUGCGUUGCUUCAUGAGCUCCUGUCAGCAGGAUUAAGAGCUACAAUAUAGUCGGCAAUCACAGGGGGGUAAUGAAGAAUAUCUAAGCAUCAUCAGGGUAGCAUCAACUGGAUCCUAAGAUUCAGCUGCAUAUGUGAAGUUCGUCUCGCCUGUUCUUUGACACAUCUAUCCAGCACAGCGGUGACGGGUAGAUUUCAAGUUUUGCAGGAUCAACGCUGCUGUUUUGCAGCGACCCCCACCGCCUCUGAGGUCCGCUAAAUAACAAGGACCCAUAGCAAAGCAAUGUCCCAGGUGUGAGGCCAAGCUACACCUGAUGCAGCUCUUCUGGCCAGUUUGAUGCUGAAGUACAAAAGGAGUCAUGAGGGCCUCAUAUUAUGAACUGGUGCCCUGCACCACUUUCAGCUGAAAAGCAGUCUUUCUCUCUUUCUCAACUGACCCUUAGGUGCUAGUCACUGCAAAACAGCACCACCUUCAUGGGAAAACAGCAGGCAGGGGAGACUUUUUGAGGUGGAAAACACUGUGUGGGGGACAUUCUGAGCUGGGAUCAUGUUGUAGACAGGGACCUCAAAGCCACUUUAUUAUUUUUAUUUCCCUUUAACAUAAAAGUGGCUAUUUUAAGCAUAAAAGAGCCAGUGUGGUGUAGUGGUUAAGAGCGGUAGUCUCGUAAUCUGGGGAACCGGGUUCGCGUCUCCGCUCCUCCAUAUGCAGCUGCUGGGAGACCUUGGGCCAGUCACACUUCUCUGAAGUCUCUCAGCCCCACUCACCUCACAGAGUGUUUGUUGUGGGGGAGGAAGGGAAAGGAGAAUGUUAGCCACUUUGAGACUCCUUAAAGGGAGUGAAAGGCGGGAUAUCAAAUCCAAACUCUUCUUAUUCUUCUCUUCUAAUGAGAGAGAGAAAGAGAAACCUGAAUAAUGUGGUGUGCAAUCCAACCCUUAAAAUUAAGGAAGAGAGUUCCUCAGGAUACUAUGCUCAGUUCUGGGAUUUGUUUUCAGAUUUAGGACUAAAUUCAGGACAGACAAAAUUCUUUUCCUCUUUUCUCCCCCAACUUUCUUCAUUUCAGCUUCGUGUGUGUGUGUGUGUGUGUGUGUGUGUGUGUGUGUUCAUAGAAUCAUAUAAUUGCAGGGUUGGAAGGGACCCCAAGGGUCAUCUAUUCCAACCCCCUGCAAUGCAGAAAUCCCUAACAGAUGACCAUCCAACCUCUGCUUGGAAACCUCCAUUGAAGAAGAGUCAACUGGCUUCUGAGGGAGUCCACUCCACUGUCAAACAGCUCUUACUUAUUCAGGACGGAUAAAAGAAAGUACUUCAUACAGUGCAUAGUUAAAGUAUGGAACUCCCUCCCACAAGAGGCAGUGAGGGCCACUGACUUAGAUGACUUUAAAAGAGGACUGGGCAAAUUCAUGAAGGACAGGACUAUUGAUGGCAACUAGCCACAAUGGAUAAGUUCUGUCUCCACAGUCAGAGGCACCAGUGCUUCUGAAUACCAAUUGCUGGAACCACAGGAGAGGAGAGGGAUCUUGUUCUCAAAUCCUGCUUGCAAGUGUCCCACAGGCAUCUGGCUGGCCAUUGGCCUGAUCCAGCAGGCUCUUCUUGCAUUUGUAGUGGGAGACUGAGACUAUUUGGGAAACACAAAGUCUGAAAAAGCAAGUGGGGCUGCCUCUGCUCUGAAGACGUUCUGCUUUGUUCCAGUUACUUGAUGAAUGACUUGGCUGAUUCAAUUAGAGAACAUUAGAAAGUACCGUUUUGUCACCCUUAAGUCAUCAUUCCAUAUGAUGAAACAGUCUGCACAUCGUCUCAGACUUUCUGGCAGAUACUGCCUGCCUGCCAAAACUCCCACCCAACCAGGGUCUUGUUGACAAUUAGCCAGCCGUUAUUUUUAGUGAUGCUGACAAAAUUCACAACUGAAGGACAUGAAAUAUAGGCUUGAAGUGCAGAAAUGUUCACUGCCUGGAAAUACUCAUUCUUAUUGCAAAAAUUUAUCAAGCAGAAAUGCAAUGAGAUCUUAAUUAAUUGCAGACUACCUUACAGGGUGAUAUCUUUUUGCAACGGCAUUGGUCAACAUUCAUCAGAUGAACCUGAUGACACCAUGCUCAGAACUGGGUGAUGGAGCCUUUCCUUUCAGAUGAAAAUAUUCCCAGUUGCCAAAAUUAGCUGGACGUUUUAAUUGGCGGGGACAGAGGAGUGGAUCCAUGAUGUUUCUUGCUCCACCUCACGAGCCCUGCUACAAACAGUUUUCCAGAAGUUUCUUGGGAAAAUUCUUGCAUGUUUAGUAACUCAUUUCAUUUCUUGUGUGCAGAGCCGGCCUGCCCAUGAGGCAGGCUGAGGCAGUUGCCUCAGGUAGUGGAACCCUCUGCCACCGGUAGAGAAACGGUGGUAGCAGCAGUGGCUUCUGGUGUGAUCUUGUGCGCUGCAUGAAAUCUUGCCAAACCUCACUGAAAUUUUGCAAGAUCUUGGGUACUCCGCAAGAUCUCACGUGAGCUCUGUAAGAUCUCACCAUAUCCUGCCACUGCCAUCAUUUCAUCGGUGCCACUGUGCAACCCAGAAAAAUAGGAUUCAGCUAGGGUGGGGUGGGGACAUUUGACCUCCAGGCCUGAGCUUCCCUUUCUUGCUCUAAGACGCAAAGAGCAGAAGGUAAAUCAGGGCCUACAAGUAGAUCUCAAGAUGUGUUGCUGUAGACAAGGACUUGUCCAUGUGAGAUGUGCAGAAUUAAUUGGAAGCUGAGCACCAAUUACUUCCCAACAUCUGUUUGAAGUGAAAAACAGAGGAACAAUAUUGACUUUUUCAGAGUCUGAGAUCUCAGUCAGAUUAAUCAGUGCAAAUGGGAUACGAUUGCAAGCCAAUUUGGAACUCUUGAGGGAAAGGAGAGAAGCAAGCUUAUUUGUUUCUGUGCUCACUGAUGACCAUUUGCUUAUCACUGUAUUAGCAAAGCCUUGGGGUUGCAGCCAAUGCCUUCCCUACUCAGAAGACAGAAAGCUGGACUAGAUGGUCCUUUGGCCUGAUCAGGCAGAGCUCUGCGCCCUGCCAUGAACUCCCUCGUUGGCCUUUAGGCAAGCUACAUUCUCUCUGCCUCGGCCCCUCCCUCAGCUGCAAUGCACGGCUAAUUAUGCUGACCUACUUUGAAGGGUUGCCAGAAGGAUUACUGAGAUAAUGAAGGUGAAAUGCAUUCAAAACUCUAAAGUGCUAUAUAAAUGUGAACGUGUGUGUGUGUGUGUGUGUGUGUGUGUUGAGAAGGAGGCUGGCAGGAAGGUCAAUGGCCAUACCAAUCUAUUUUAAGAAAUGCCAGGAAGGCUGUUUGUAUAUCGGUCUGGAGUUACCUGGGGGACAGAUGAGGCAGCCAUAAGUUCAGGUUCUUAAUUGCUCCAUUGAUUACAUCCUUUUAGAAAAAGAGGCGGGGGAAGCAGGGAGCAUUUUGCUCGUAGUGCAACAAGUUCCUGAUAAGGGGGAUUAUGUCAGGAAAUCAAGGCAUCUGGUCGUGAUGUAGGAUAUGAUCUGGACAGGUGUAAUAAACUCUGGGUUAUGUGGUGUCUCAACCUGGUUUCGAAUCUGCACGUGGGGCAAGGACCUGCAGCUAAAAAGUUGGUCGUGUAAUUCUAAACCAGUAGGUGCCCUCUUGGUCUCAUAAUUCUUUCAUUUAUUUAGGAACAUAAAUAAUAGAAAGAUAGAAUUGUAGAGUCGGAAGGGACCCCAAGAGUCAUCUAGUCCAACCCCCCACAAGGCAGGACUACACAGCUAAAGAAUCCCUAACAGAUGGCCAUCCAACCUCUGCUUAAAAACCUCCAGUGAAGGAGAGUCCACCAUCUUCCAAGGGAAUCUGUCCCAGGGUCAAGCAGAUCUUACUGUCAGAAAGUUCGUCCUAACUCUGAGCUGGAAUCUCCUGCCUUGUCAACUGACUCCAUUGGUUUGGGUUUCCCCUCUGGAACAGGAGAAAACAAGCCUGCUCCAUCUUCCAUGUGACAGCUCUUCAGAUAUUUGACAUCCCCUCUCAGUCUUCUCUUCUCCAAGCAAAAUGUAGCCACUUCCCUCAACCAUUCCUCAUAAGGCUUAGUUUCCAGACCCCUGAUCAUCCUGGUUGCCCUCCUCUGCACACCUUCCAGCUUGUCAAUAUCCUCCUUAAAUUGUGGUGCUCGGAACUGGACACCAGACUCCAGGUUCCUCUCAAUAUCAGUGCAUUAUACAACUCUCUUUUUCCUUUAUGGAACAUUCCACAGAAUGGGGAGCCUCUCUCUUCUAUCAUGGAAAUCAAAAUGAGCCGAGUACGGACAGUUGCACAGAUUUAAUUGGUAACGGAGUCCCCAAAAGCUCCUGCUUUCUAACACCCUUUUGAUGUAAGAAGUUGAACAAUAUUGACUUUUUCAGAGGCUGAGGUUUUAGUUAGAUUAAUUAGUGUAAAUGGGGUACUAAUUUUUACAACCAUGCAAAAUUAUAUUUCAGAGACUUUGAUGCUAAUGAAGGACACACACUGCCUAAUUAGAGGAGCGAUAGUUAGAAUAUUUAUGACUCUUCCACUCGGGCAGGACAGCAGUGUCCACAGCGCCAUCCCAUCAGAGACAAGUCUCUUUGAUCAUCCACGUACCCUCUAUGAGGGAAAAUGGAUUCCUAUUUGAAGGACUAGAUAACUUUUCAGCACACUUAAAAAAAUAAUUGCACUCAGCGUGUGAGUAGACAGAACUUAGAGUUAAUAGAAUCAUGGAACCAAAUGGUUGGAAAGGAGAUCGGACCUCAACUUAACCCAAUGCAGGAUCCACAGUACAGGAUGCAACCACAGGAAUUUGCUCCACAAGAGGCAGUGAUGGCUAUCAACUUGGAUGGCUGUAGAAGAGGAUUGGAGAAAUUCAAGGAAGAGGAGGCUAUGCACAUAAUGCUUCUGAAUACCAGUUGCUGGAAGCCACAGGAGGGGAAAGGGCUCUUGUGCUCAGGUCCUGCUCGAGAGUUUCCCACACGCAUUUGAGUGGCUACUAUGAGAACCUGGACUAGGCAUGGGGUGAUGGCCUUCAAGCCUAGGAGACACAUGCCAUCUUCCAGGUCUACCUUUCCUUCGGAGCUCUUCCCAGGCCACACCUCUCAAUUUGCAUCCAAAAUUUGUCCUUGAACUUUCAUCAUAAAGAGGGGAGGAAGAAGGUGCAUAGAAAUUAGGAUAAUGUGCAAAGGUAAAAUGGGCAUCCAUUGCCCCUCACACUUUUGCUUCUGACUCCACCCACUACUGGCAGAAGGUUGCACAGAGGGGGAUGAGGACCUCAGGCUGAAAACUAGGACCAGAGAGAGCUGGAUUCAAAUUCACACUUAGCUAUGGACAGUGGCGUAGCGAGGGUUGCCAGGACUCUGGGCUGUGCAGAGGGGGGCAGGUGGGUGGGAGGGAAAUGGAUGGAGUACACAUGCACUUUCCACUGCCUAAUGGCAUCCACAUCACCCAGAAGAGUCGUCCCAUUGUCUGGAAAGGUCACUUCCUGGUUCGCAUGGAGAAGCUGUUUUCAAUGGAGCCCAGCAAUGGAAGUGUGCAGUUCUAUUUAGGCUGCACUGUGUGUUGACGUUUUGUGCCUCUAACAAUUUUGUGCUUGGGGCAACUGCCCCUGCGCACCCCCAUGCUACACCACUGGCCAUGAAGCUUACUCUGAUCUUGGGUGAUGAAUCAAGGAUGAUGAUGAUCAAGUUAUCAUCUGCACAGACUUUUCAUGUAUUUGACCCAUGAAUCUUUCACUCUGUGUGGUUUUUUAACUUUUGGUGUCAUGUCAGCAUAGCACAUACAUGUGCCUCUCUGCAUUGCUCUCAGAGUGUUCCUUCAGAUGGAAACUGCACAUCAGACCUGACCCCUGGUGUCUCCAGUCCACUGCUGUGUGGGUUUUGAAAAAGGGGGUGGGGAUAAAAGUCCCAAAUAUGGUGGUUGCACUGCAGGCAAAGUGACUGUUCCCGUCUGUCCUCAGUGAAGCCCAGCACUUCUCUCUUAGCACCGCCUCUCUCUGCCUCCGUUUUGUUUGAGGAAACAAUUAACUGGGAAAAUAAGAAAUGCUUUGAGGAGCUCAGGCUGGAGAGAGUCGGCAGCUUCCAAAGCCAAGCCCUUAAUGAAAUCUGGAGCGCGCGAGGACACGGCUGUGCUGCUUCUGGAGGGACAUUGGGGUUGCCAGGCGCCGCAUCCCUGUGCGAUUAACUCUGAUGCACAUGUACUAAAAAGGAAUAUCUGAAUGACAUUAUGGAGCAAUUACAACUGCUUCAAUUGUGCUGGCUCCGGGUGUCCCCCUGGGGUUACAAGGAAGCAGGCUUUGGCAGAAAGGCAGCAUUCAGGGCAGUGAAAGCUCUCCAUUGUUCCCAUCGUGAAUGAAGGCUUACGGCCACUGAUUUGGCUGUGGAAUUCCAAAUCAGAAUAAGGAUCUCCCUUUGGGGCAAGAGCUGUUCCAAGAACUGGCUGGAAGGCAGGCAGGCAGGGAUUCCCCUGGGAUGCUGAAGAACUUGGGAAGUCUCUUUUCCUUUUCCUCUCUGUGAUUUUAUCUCAGGGUCAAGCAGCCACACCAAGAGCACAGGUACAGCAACUAGAAAGCUGCCUUAUAUCCAGUUAGGCCCUUGAGCUCAGUGUCGCCCAUACUCACCUGCCAGUGGCUCUCUAGGGUCUCAGGCAGGAAGUCUAGUCCCAGCCCCACCUGGAGAUGCCAGGGGUUGAAACUGGGACCUUCUGCACGCAAAGGAGAUGCUCUGCCACUGAGCUAUAGCCUUUCACUGCCUACCGUGGAAUAGAAAGGUCCAGGCAUGUAGGUAUGGUGUCAACAGGCCAGCCCUACCAUUAGGCAGAGUGAGGCCACUGCCUCGGGUGACAUAUGGAGGGGCACAGGAAUAAGGAGCUGCCUAAUGCUGGGUCAGAGCAUUGGUCCUUCUUGAUUGAUUUGAUCUAUUGUAUUUCUAUUCCGUUUUGCCUUCGAAUGAAUCCCAUAAAAAACAGUGAUACCAACAAUGGGGGAAUAAUGGUUGUUAAAAUUUAGCUGGAUUUAGCUGAGAUGGCGAAGUUGGCAUGUUUGAUCAGAGACUAGUCAUUGUCAAUAUUUACUAAAGAUUGAAAACCUCUUAUAGACUUUUUGCACGAAAAAGAAAAGGAACUUACGGUAUUUGGAUUUCAGGAUUGAAGGUAAUAUUGGUUUAUAGAAAGUGGCUUUGUUGGGUGUUACCUUGGAGGGGAUGUGCUGAACAAUUUUCUAUUUUUAGCUGACAGAUGAAGAAUCAGAAGUUCUCUUUUUAUUCUUUUAUUCUUUAUUCUUUAUCCUUUCUUCUUUUUCUUCUCCUUUACCUUCUCUUCUUCACUGUUUUUUUUAUUUAGGCUAGUUUUUUUUAGCCUUGACAAAAAGAUAUUUGAUCGUAAUCUUUGUAUUCUUUCUCAGAUUUCAAUAAAAUCUAUUUUUAAAAAAUAAUAAUAACAAAACAAUUACAGCCUCUAAAACACUAUUAGCAAACAAGCAACUAAAAAAAAUUAAGCUAAACACUAUUAUGUUGAUACACACACUCUCCCCCCACCACCGCCCAAUGACUCAUAAUCUUUUACUCUGUUCAGCCUGUUCAUUUCAUGGAAACACAGAAACACAUCUGCUGCACAAUGAGGGCCCUGCUCUAAUAUAAAUACCAACAGCAGAGGUGUACUUUAAGUUAUUAGUUAUUAAGUUGAACCUGUGCCCCAUCCUCCCAACAGGUGAUGUUUGAGGUAGUCAGCAAGAGCAGCACAAAAUCAGAAGAAAUGCAACAACCUCCUUGUCCUUGGGCUUCCUCGGCUGCUGGGGCCUCUGCUGCUGUUGCUGCUGUUGCCAAUAGCAAUGCAUGUCCAGCGGGUGGCAGCUGCAGAAGCUCAGGCUCGAUGACCUGGGUCAACACUAAGAGAUCUGGUGCCAGGCAGAGAAGCAGACUGGCAGUGGCACUCCAGAUUGUUAGAAAAGGAACUUUCUCCCAGCUCUACCUGGAAACGACAGGGAUUGAACUUGUGACCUUCUGCAUGCAAAUAUAAAUAUACCCACAGCAUAACUGGCUGUGUUUAACUAUAUAAUUCUUUAUACAUCAUAUAAACAUAACUCUCUUCACAUUAUCUAAUUGAGUAGAAGCAAUUAAGGACCAACAUUUAGAACAGGAAAUACAAAUAGAUCAGUUCUUAUAUACUUAAUGUCCAAAUAGAAGCUUUUGUGUUCCACAUAUGUACAAAUGAAUCCCUUUUUUUAAAUGUGAUGUCCAAAUAAAAACUUUUUGUGUUCCACAUUUGUCUUCGCGAAUACCAGUGUCAAACGUAAGAACUUUAAGGAGCAGUACUUGCAGAAGAUGAACUUUUCUUUGUAAUGUUCCACAUCUGCCUUUGCAGAUGUUGGUUGUUGUAUGCAGUUGCUGUAUGCAGGUAUCAGACGAAGGAUACGAAAGAUCUUAACAUGUGCCUUUGCAAAAUAGAGUUGUUGUAUGCCGGUGUCAGACGAAAAAAAUUAAACGUGACAUGGAUUCCCAGAAUAAUACCUUGUUUCGCCCUGCCGGUCUUCGUCAGCCGAGCAUGCUCAUAUUUUGUGUAUCAGAGACAUGGAACGAGUGACAUGGCGGAUACCAAAGCAGAUGCUCUAGCACUGAGAUAUGAAUAUAUGGGCGUAAGUCGAGCCUUCUGGAUGAGGCCCAAAGGGGCCCAUGUUUUGCAGCAUCUUGUUCUCCCAAUGGCCACCCAGGUUCCUGUGGGAAGCCCACAAGCAGGAUCGGAGUGCAAGAGCAACACCAUACCUUCCAACAUUUAUCUGAUGAAAAUAGGGAUGUCCUAUUUUUUAAUAAUAAUAAUAAUAAUGAUACCCCACCCAUCUGACUGGGUUGCCCCAGACACUCUGGUGGCUUCCAACAUAUAAAAAAUCAUAAUAAAACAUGGUGUGACUUUCCUUUUGUAUUUCCAUUAUCAAAGAAUUGUGAUCCGAAAAUGUUCUGGGAUUAAUUUCUUUUUUUUUUUUUACUUGAGGUUCCAACUCUUUGGAAAUCCAUAACGAUUCUAUUCUUGAACUGCUGUUAUAAACAUAAGAAUAAUAAGUGAACCAUUUGUCAAACAAAUGUAUUACUCUCCAUAUAUCUAUCAAAUUUAAAGUUUGAUCCAAUACAAAAAAAAAUUUGAUGAUCUGCCUUCUUUUGUACCUUUUUUUAUAGCUGAUCUGUCCUUUUCUAAUGAUGGAACUCCAUUUAAGUCUCCCAUUAAAAUCAUCUUUUGGUCCGUGUAUUCAAGUAAUUCUGUUUCCUUUUUUUAAAAAAAAACAACCCUGUUUUUUUCUCAUAUAUUCCCACCAACAUCACCUUCUCUCCUUGAAUUUUUAUUUGUAUUAUUCAGAUGUGUAGUUACUUAUCUCCUUAGCCCAGGGUUAUAUAACUCCAUACCUUUCAACAUUUCUGCAAUGAAAAGAGGGAGGUCCUAAGGAAAGCAGGGACAUUUUGGGAUCAAAUCAGAAACUGGGAUGGCUUCGGUAAAUCCAGGACUGUUCCUGGAAUAUAGGGACACUUGGAGGCAACACUCUCCCCUCCUACAAAAAGAUAACACAAGGAAAUCAAGAAGAAAUUACAGCAGUAUGUUAAACCAUGCAAAAGUUAAAAUACUAAAACAGCUUAAAAUUCCCUCAACUUCCUGUCUUUCUUGUUGUUGUUUAGUCGUUUAGUCGUGUCCGACUCUUCAUGACCCCAUGGUCCAGAGCACGCCAGGCACUUUUGUCUUCCACUGCCUCCUGCAGUUUGGUCAAACUCAUGCUGGUAGCUUCAAGAACGCUGUCCAACCAUCUCGUCCUCUGCCAUCCCCUUCUCCUUGUGCCCUCCAUCUUUUCAGGGAGUCUUCUCUUCUCAUGAGGUGGCCAAAGUAUUGGAGCCUCAGCUUCACGAUCUGUCCUUCCAGUGAGCACUCAGGGCUGAUUUCCUUAAGAAUGGAUACGUUUGAUCUUCUUGCAGUCCAUGGGACUCUCAAGAGUCUCCUCCAGCACCAUAAUUCAAAAGCAUCAAUUCUUCGGUGAUCAGCCUUCUUUAUGGUCCAGCUCUCACUUCCAUACAUCACUACUGGGAAAACCAUAGCUUUAACUAUACGGACCUUUGUUGGCAAGGUGAUGUCUCUGCCCUUUUAAGAUGCUGUCUAGGUUUGUCAUUGCUUUUCUCCCAAGAAGCAGGCAUCUUUUAAUUUCGUGACUGCUGUCACCAUCUGCAGUGAUCAUGGAGCCCAAGAAAGUAAAAUCUCUCACUGCCUCCAUUUCUUCCCCUUCUAUUUGCCAGGAGGUGAUGGGACCAGUGGCCAUGAUCUUCGUUUUUUGAUGUUGAGCUUCAGACCAUAUUUUGCGCUCUCCUCUUUCACCCUCAUUAAAAGGUUCUUUAAUUCCUCCUCACUUUCUGCCAUCAAGGUUGUGUCAUCUGCAUAUCUGAGGUUGUUGAUAUUUCUUCCGGCAAUCUUAAUUCCGGGCUUGGCUAAAUAAGGAUGUUUUUCGCAGGCACCGAGAAGCUCCUACCAUUUAUGCCAUCAUCACCCUGGUUGUGCCAGAAUGCGGAUGCUUCCUUGACCUACUUAUUAGGAGAAGAACCCCGAAUACCAGCCCAACCUCCUGCUUCCUGAGCAGGGCCCACUCGCCGCUUCAGAACAUCCUGGGCUUCCUUCCCUCCUCUAGCACAUUAUUUUUUCAAAGCAGCCUCUGCACUUCCUGGUUCCUGAGCUUGCUGAGAGCCAGAAUGCCAUGACUAACACUGUUCGUGCCCAGAAGUCUGCUGUAACAGAAGCCUCCUCUGCCAGCCUGCCGAAAAGCGGUCCAGCUCCGCAUCCUUCCUUUUCUCUCUUCCCCAGCAUGUUCUCUAGAAGUGGCUUCAUCUGCUAAAUAUAUGCUUAUUACAUUGCUACCCGACUUUUUCUUCCCAUCAUGAAAUUCAGAGUGAGCCUGCACACACUGGUUUACCUGCCCGCGAGAUCACCUUACCCCAUAUAUGCCCACUCAACCACUUUGAUUGGAGGAAAUGGCACUGUUACAGGUGCCACAGAACCUCAACUCCAAAGAUCAUGUAAGAACUCGAUCUUUCAGUAUGGUGGCAGCUACACUUUGGAACUCCAUGCCACUUGACAUCAUGGUGCUCUUUUCAGCACCUGCUAAAAACAUGGUUUUUUUGCAUAAUAAUAAUAAUAAUAAUAAUAAAUUUUAUUAGGCUUAGGCAAGCCUGUCCAGAUGUUUAGAAUCCGAUGCGAGUUUUGAUCUAUAUUUUUCAUCUAUUGUUAUUUUAACUUUGUGAAAGUUUUAAGUUAUCGUUAAUCUUUCUUAUUGGUAUUUUUAUUGUUCCAUCCUUUUUUGUAAACUGCUUUGGGGGGGAUGGUGUGGUUUUUUUACAGUCAAGCAGUGGAUAAAUGUUAUGAAAUAAGUAAGAUAAAUAAUAUAUACGACCCAAUCCUGAAUCUGAAUUGGGCCAAUUGGGGCUCUGGCUGAGUCAGGUUGAGGCAAUCCUGGAUCGCUCUGGGUUGGGUUGGAUUGGGGGCCCUGGAGCAAUCCAGGGAAUCCAGGUAGUGAGGGCACGGGGUGGAGAGAAAGAGAGUCAGGCAGCCUCUGUGAGCAACACUGGGCUGUUUGCACAAGGGCUUUUAAACAGCUCUGCACUGUGCUUUGGCUGCAAUCCCUUCACUCUGCCCCUGACCAAGGCUACCCCAAUCCAUGGUGCUGUUUGAGGCAAGUCAAGAGGGUGCUCCCUGCCAUUCCAACCUGGUAUAAUAAUAAUAAUAAUAAUAAUAAUAAUAAUAAUAAUAAUAAAUCUGUUAUUUGUACCCCGCCCAUCUGGCUGGGUUUCCCCAGCCACUCUGGGCGGCUUCCAACAAUAGAUUAAAAGUACUGUAUGUUAAAACAUCAGUCAUUAAAAACUUCCCUAAACACGGCUGUAAAUUAAUCUUGCUAUUAUGUUGGUGGUGGGAUAAUGUCUUACGACCUCCUGAGGACAGGCGGCUAGCUUAGGGUGUCUAAGGAAGGUCACAUGGCACCCAUGUGACUGGCACCCAACAUAUCUGCCGCCUGAAGCUGUUACCUCACCAAAGAGAACGAUAGGGACCGCAGCCCUCAUGAAGUAGUCACAGAAAAUAUACAGUGGUGCCUCGCAAGACGAAAUUAAUUCGUUCCGCGAGUUUUGUCGUCUUGCGAUUUUUUUCGUCUUGCGAAGCACGGUGUCGGGAAAGUUUUGGAAAAGCUUCAAAAAUCACCAAAGUCUUUAAAAACCUCAAAACAGGCUACCACACCGCAUUCUAUGAGUUGCUCCUCGAAGUCAAGUCGCAACUGUAUUAACGGUGUUAAGAAAAAGGAAACAAACUUGCAAGAUGUUUCUGUCUUGCAAAGCAAGCCCAUAGCGAAAAUCGUCUUGCGAAGCAGCUCAAAAAACAAAAAACCCUUUCGUCUAGCGAGUUUUUUGUCUUGCGAGGCAUUCGUCUUGCGAGGUACCACUGUAUGUGUUUGUCCAGUGAGAAAACAGCUAGUGCACUUAGUAGAGAGAAACCAAGGGAGAGAUCCUGAGGUUUUGCAGCAAAGCUGCAGGAGGAGCCUUGGCCAUUUAAGUCCUUUGUCGUGUCCCAAUCAUCAUAUGCUAUUGAAACGAUCUUCUUGUGCAAUCAAAUGUCCUGCUUUUGCUUGCCAAGAGGCAUGGUCAGUUCAUUGAUGCUUGUGCUUUUUGUUGAAACAUCAGGAACCUUUAAAAAUAUAAAAUACUACUACUACUAAUAAUAAUAAGGCUUGUUAAGCAAAUCAUUUUUCCAUGUCCUGAAGCAAUCAGGUAUGGAACAACCAUGAACUGCUUUUAAACUUGUUUAGAAAAGGAGGGAAGUUUAGAAAAGGAGGGAAGUGUGAGCAUCUAAGGCGGCUUAACAUUAAAUCCCUUCUUGUCCCUUCACCGAAUCCCCAUCACGACUCUCUCUCUCUCUCUCUCUCUCUCUCUCUCUCUCUCUCUCUCUCUCCCUCGUCUCUCCCCUUCCUCCAGGAAUGACUUGCCAGGCUCGGAGCUCCUACAUGGACAAGGAAGUGCUGUGGGGCCAUCGCUUCACUCCCGUUCUGACCCUGGAGAAGGACUUUUACGAGGUCGACUACAACUCGUUCCACAGCACCUACGAAACCAACACGCCAGAGUGCUGUGCCAAAGAGCUGGCAGAGUCGUUCCGGGAGGGGCACCUGCUGAGCCACCUGUCCAGUGCCAACCUCUUGGGGGGAGAGGAGUCGGAGAAGUCGAAAGAGGAAGAGGGGGAGGAAGAGGGGGUCGUCCAGGAGAAGGACGGGAGCAAAGAGGAAGGCCAGGAGCCAGCUGAGUUGAAUGGAGCCAACGGAAUGGCAGGGGAGCUGAAGGACAGCAUGUCCUUAUAACACAGAUUUGGGUCGAACUAUUGAAAAUUCAGGUGCAUCUACCAGGGAAGGGGCCCAAGGAGAGCUGGGAAGGUGGACUUAAGACUAGAGGACCAUGCUCUCAUUUCCAGUUGUGUGACUGAACUCAGACGGGCCUGAACAUCUGUUUGGGCUUCUCCCUUCUUUCCUGCAAAAUGCAAUUACUACAGGGACUUACUCACCACUUUGAGAUCCAUGGACACCAACAAAUGUUCUAGACGAGAAGUAUUAUGAUUGUGAUGACCUUAACUAAUAGUGACGUUUCACAAGUGUGUGCUUUGAAUGCCUCCCUUCUGGCAGAGGGAGGGCAUGUAUUGUGGGGGGGGGCCCUCUUUGGGGAAUGGAAUGUAGCUGCAAAUCUUCUCCUUCAUUAAUUUGGUGGAUUGUAGACACUAAUUUGCUGAAUAAAAAGAGAGGAAUGGAGUGUGCGGGGGAUAGAGAUGCUUUCUAGAGACAGCCAAUAUGUGACUUUCCUUUUGAACUGAUUCAUAAG
Messenger RNA from Podarcis lilfordi (Lilford's wall lizard), 36352 nucleotides. Lineage: Eukaryota; Metazoa; Chordata; Lepidosauria; Squamata; Lacertidae. The record is from the annotation of a GenBank genome assembly.